Messenger RNA from Suillus clintonianus, 882 nucleotides. RefSeq lists its product as uncharacterized. Lineage: Eukaryota; Fungi; Basidiomycota; Agaricomycetes; Boletales; Suillaceae. The transcript is spliced from 4 exons. The record is from RefSeq and is a predicted model, not a curated record. The coding region runs from base 1 to 882 and encodes 293 amino acids.
AUGACUAUUCCCAGCACUGCCACCUCAGCGCCUGAUACCGGCUCCGGUGCGUGUUUUGCCGUGUCGCAUGAUGCGGAGCUGCCUGCCACGCUGGGCCAUGUCGACGGUGCUUCCCCAGUGCCUGGUACUGGCACAUUUUUCGCUGUGACAUCACUGAUGUGCAGUGACUCGCGUGCGGCGCUGCCAGGCUGUGUCAACAGGCACGAUGGCUUCCUCGAGCCAAACCCAGCUCUCGACUGGAAUGCCAGGGUUCUCCAGGGUCUCGACAUGAGUUAUGCUGCUCGACUGCAGCAACGUGCCGAACGGCACCAUAUUCUCAUCCCUGCUCUCAGAAUGCCUGCCCCACCCAUCACCACAUCCACCACUCCUCCAGCACCCUCAUGUGUGACAGACUGGGAAGCUGAACUUCGCUUCCGGUUUUCAGAGAGUCACUUGGCGCGUCUCGAACGGAGACAACUCAGCAACCCAUACAGUAAGAUCUCCACUCGACGAGAGGGUCGCCAUGCAGCAGAGCAGCGACUUCACGACAUGCAGCAACAAAAUGCAAAGCUGGCCAAGAGAAUGACCUGGGCAGAUGAGCAACAUGUGCAUGACCUCAAGCGUAGUGAUCUGGACUGGGAUGUUGUUCGCACACGCUUGGAUGAGGCAAAGGAGCAUCGGAAGCAGCGCGAUGUUGCAGAUGCUUGGCGUACACACAUCCUUGAGCAGAGGAAGGGGAAAACUUGGGAGCAGCACCGUCAUCUUGACCAGGUGAUACAGGCACCUCCCAAAUUGAAGGACAUGAGAUGGCAGAAUGGGAGAUGUGAGAAUGGGAGAAUGGGAGAACGGGAGAACGGGGGGACGGGGGGACGGGGAAAUAUGAGAUGGGAGACAGGAGAAUAG